AUGGCUCUUACGCGAUCCAAUCAACCCCUCGUUUGGAUCGACUGCGAGAUGACGGGCCUCGACCCCGAAACGGACCAUAUCCUCCAAAUUAGCUGCUUUCUCACCGACGCUGACCUCAACCUCCUCGAGCCCGAGGGCUUCCAUGUCACGGUACACCAACCGCAGUAUAUUCUCUCGUCCAUGAGCUCCUGGUGUGUAUCAACGCACGGACACUCAGGCCUCACUGCUGCUGUCCUUGAUUCAACUACCACUCCAUCCGAAGCCGCCAGUGCGUUGCUCGCGUAUAUACAAAAGUACAUCCCUGAAAGCCGCACGGCAUUGCUCGCGGGAAAUAGUGUCCACGCAGACCGGGCGUUUCUAGCGCGAAAGCCAUAUAAAACGGUAGUAGAUUGGUUGCAUUAUAGGAUUCUAGAUGUGAGUAGCGUGAAAGAAGCAGCGAGGAGGUGGGCAAAUGAUGAGGUAUUGCGCAAUGCGCCUGAGAAAAAAGGAGCGCAUUUAGCCAAAGAUGAUAUCCUGGAGAGUAUAGAGGAGAUGAAAUUUUACAGAGAUCGGAUUUUCCGCGGAACAGGUUAA
Molecule: messenger RNA, 573 nt
Organism: Coccidioides posadasii C735 delta SOWgp
Lineage: Eukaryota; Fungi; Ascomycota; Eurotiomycetes; Onygenales; Onygenaceae
Cellular component (GO): mitochondrion
Molecular function (GO): 3'-5'-RNA exonuclease activity; nucleic acid binding
Source: RefSeq, a predicted model, not a curated record